GUGACCGCUGCGGCCUCCCCUCCAAGAUGGAUAGUGAUCAAGAACAGAGACAUUCCAGGAUGAAAGCAGUGAAAGAAACACGUCUGAAGGGGAAGAAGCUAAGGCGUAGUCGCCAAAAGUACAGAAAAGAAAAAUUCUCGGCAACAAAUUUCCAGGCUUUAGAUGAAGAAUUUUCUGAUCUUGAUCUUCAAAGUGCCGAACGUGACAGUGAUGUAGACAGUGAGGUGGUUGAAACUGUAACAGCAGUACACCAGACUUCCGAUUGCGGCAGCGCUCGCAAAUAUGCUUUUCGACCAAUGAAUGGAAGGAGCUUCAGGUUUCGUGUCAAGGCACCUCAUAAUGCUAAUGUUUGCCUGUCUGGGGCUGCUGCAGAAGUGCCCCAGCAUAUGUAUGAGAUCUUCCUAGCAGGAUGGAAUGGGAAAGAGUCAGCUAUAAGAAGGAACAAGAAAGAUGAUGUAUGCAAGGUUCAGACCCCCAAUUUGCUCAGCUCAAGUGAAUUUCGGGGAUUCUGGGUUGUUGUCACAAAUAAUAGUAUUAAGGUAAGAAUAUUUACAUUUUUUUUUCUUGGCUUUGUGCGAAUCACUCACUAUGGAUACUGCACAGCAUUUGGUGCAACAGGAUCCUGGACAUUUGCUGAUGAUGAUCCAACACACUUCGGACCAGAGUUGGACUUAAGUGACCUUGUUGGAGCUCUCAAAGAGACAACAAAACCAUCAGUUCAACCAAAACCAUCAUAUCCAUCAUAUCAACAGCCAGCACCUUUUAUUGGCUUUGAUCACCGUUUUGGAAAUGCUUCUAGUAAUGUAUUCAACAAUGACGAAAUGACUUCAGAGUCUCCUACAACAUGGUGGAAAUCAGGGAUAAUGGCCCAGGAGCUGACAGAGGGCAAUGGAGCAACCUGGGCGCCUCGAGUAGGUAGAUUCGAGACUGAGCGCACUCUCGCUCCUUCACGGCAAAGAUCAGGGAGAGUGACCUCGGAGCUGAUGGAGGGCAACAGACCAGCCAGGGCAUCACGAGCAUAUAAAUACAAGAUCUUGCACUCUCGUGCUCCCACCUUGGCCCUGAAGUGGGUGUCUUGCCGUGGAGGAUCCAGGUGCCCUGCACCAGUUAAUGUGACCAAUGGAGUAGACUCCCCACUGGUUGCUCUGGCUCGCCAUAAUGGAGGUCUCUUUCCUGGUGUACUGAUGCCUAAUAUCAAUGAGUGCUACAUUACCUGGGGUGGCAAGUCCAUUUCCAAGACUGAUUACUUUCUGUUGAGCAACCCUGGAAAUGCUGAUAUUAUAUGGCAGUCAGCUCAAAAUGGUUCUGUUCCAAAUGGAGCCCUUGAGGGUGGCUACUCAGAAACGGGCGAGAAGCUGUACAUUGGCCGCUUUAAUGUUGGUGGGAUGGUCAUCUCGGGAAAGGUUCACCCUAGCCAUAGGGUCUGUUAUGUUCCUUACUGGGGCUCAGAGAACAACAAUCGUCGUUAUGAGGUCCUCUGUUUGAGGACUGUUCCCUUUACCAUUCUCGGAAUUCAGUAAAGUUAAAAAUCUUCAUUUAAAGUUAUCAUUAACUGCAAAAUAAACAUGUUUUCUUUGAUAAAACAAAAGAAUUUGUAAUAUUGUAAUAUGAUUUUGUAUUUUUUGAUAAAACAAAAGCAUUUGUAAUAAAUAUUUGAUACAGUAUAGUCCUUUAUAUACAUUAUACAGUACUUUAAGUCUUUAAAUGACAACAGUUAUUAACUGCUUAGAUAACUGAUAUGCAAUACAUAGUCUGCUUUGAAAUAAAACCUUAAAAUGUCUUUAGUUUUAAUACAAAAUUAUGCACUUUUUCAAAAUUUAUAUUUCUUUACUUUAUGAAAAGUAAUGGCAUUUAUCAUAUAUUCUUUGAUGAAUCCUACUUAUUGCAAUUGUGAUUAGAAGUACUCAAAAUUGUACAUUAUUUCCUUCCUAAUAUUUGUGGGUUAUAUUAUUAAAAAUUUUGAAUAUACAGUA
Messenger RNA from Procambarus clarkii (red swamp crayfish), 1973 nucleotides. NCBI's taxonomy places the organism in Eukaryota, Metazoa, Arthropoda, Malacostraca, Decapoda, Cambaridae. The record is from RefSeq and is a predicted model, not a curated record.